Molecule: messenger RNA, 1110 nt
Organism: Metarhizium brunneum ARSEF 3297
Lineage: Eukaryota; Fungi; Ascomycota; Sordariomycetes; Hypocreales; Clavicipitaceae
Source: RefSeq, a predicted model, not a curated record
AUGGCUCCGCCCAACGAGCAUGAUUCCGGCGAGGCCGAAGUCCCCCAUGUCCGCACGUACUUCUACGCCGGGGGCGAGUACGCCGAGGACGGAAAAGGCGGCCACCUCCUCCACAACCAAAUGUACGUCGAGAAGCUGGUGCCCGCGCCGGGCGUCACGCAGAAGUGGCCGAUAGUGCUGAUGCACGGGAACUGCAUGACCGGGACAAACUUCCUCAACAAGCCCGACGGCGGCCGAGGCUGGGCAUCCGACUUCCUCCGCCAAGGCUACGAAGUCUACGUCGUGGACCAGCCGCUGCGCGCCCGCUCGGCAUGGCACCCCGGCGACGGGGCGCCCUCCCUGUCCGCAUAUCCCGCCGAGCUCCUGCGGGACCGGUUCACGGCGCCCCGGCCCUCGAGGCAGUGGCCCCAAGCGGCCAUGCACACGCAGUGGCCGGGGACAGGAGCCAUGGGCGACCCGGUGUUUGACGCCUUCUACGCCUCCACGGUGCCCUUUGUCAACAACGAGGCGUACCAGCAGCUGGCGGCGCAGAAGGCCGGCGCGGCGCUCCUGGACAGGAUCGGCAAGCCUGUCGUUCUGCUCGGGCACAGCCAGGCGGGCGCCUAUCCGCCGCUGAUUACCGACGUCCGGGCCCAUCUCGUCCGGGCCAUGGUCCUCGUGGAGCCCAAGGGGCCGCCGUUCCAGGAGGCCGUGUUUAGUGGGAGGAAGUCGAAGCCUUGGGGGAUUUUCGACGCGCCCAUUACGUAUGAGCCUCUGGUGACGGAUCCGGAGAGGGACCUUGUCAAGGUGACGUACCCGCCUGCUGGGCCGGGUUUGGCGGAGUGUGUGCUGCAGGCAAGUGAUCCGCCGCCGAGGAGGCUGAAGAACCUGGUGGGUAAGCCGAUGCUGGUCGUGACGGGGGAGGCGUCGUACCAUGCUGUGUAUGACCAUUGCACGGUCGAGUUUCUACGGCAGGCGGGGUGUGACAAGGUUGAGCAUUUGGAGCUGGCCAAGGUUGGGAUACAUGGGAACGGGCACAUGAUGUUUCUGGAGAAGAAUAGCGGCGAGAUUCAGGGGGUGGUUGAGCGGUGGAUUCGAAAGGCUGUGAGUGAUGGGCUUUCGUGCUCGUAG